Molecule: messenger RNA, 1053 nt
Organism: Trichoderma aggressivum f. europaeum
Lineage: Eukaryota; Fungi; Ascomycota; Sordariomycetes; Hypocreales; Hypocreaceae
Exons: 2
Coding region: 1-1053 (350 amino acids)
Molecular function (GO): oxidoreductase activity
Source: RefSeq, a predicted model, not a curated record
AUGUCUCUCCCCACCACUUCACGAGCAUGGUCCGUCCGCGACACCCACAACGACUUCGAUGGUCUUGUUCUGAAAGAGAACGUUCCUCUUCCGAAGCUCGGCGAGCGUGAUGUGUUGAUUCAGAUUGAAGCUGUCUCUCUCAACUACAGAGAUCUGGCCAUCCCAAGAGGACUCUACCCGUUUCCCAUGAAGACACCUGUUGUUCCUGGCUCCGACAGUGCCGGCAUCGUUCUUGCCGUUGGACCCAAGGUUACCAGGGUGUCAAAGGGUGACCGAGUGUGCACACUCUUCAACGAACACCACCAGACGAGCCCCAUUACUCCUGAGGCUGUUGGAAGUGGCCUCGGCGGUGCGGUUGACGGCACACUGCGCGACUACGGCGUCUUUGGCGAGCACUGUCUUGUCAAGGCCCCAUCCUCUCUCAACGCCGUUGAAGCUAGCACUCUGACAUGCGCUCCCCUCACCGCAUGGAACGCCUUGUACGGACUGCAGUCAAAGGCAAUCAAGGCCGGCGAUUGGGUCUUGACACAGGGCACUGGUGGCGUCAGUCUUGCAGCUAUUCAGUUUGCCGUUGCUGCCGGUGCAACUGUCGUCUCUACGACCUCCACAAGUGACAAGGCCGACGCCUUGAAGAAGCUGGGAGCUUCCCACGUUAUCAACUACAAGGAGACCGCCAACUGGGGCGAGGCUGCCCGAGCUUUGACUCCUGGAGGCUUGGGAUUUGACCAUAUUCUCGAAAUUGGCGGUGCCGCAAGCAUCGCUCAGUCGCUCAAGGCCAUUAAGCUGGAGGGUGUUAUUACCAUCAUUGGUUUCCUUACUUCGUCGGACAAGCAACCCCCUCUGAUGGAUGCUCUCAACCACCUCUGCAUUGUCCGUGGGAUUUUCGUCGGCUCUCGUCAGCAGUUUGAGGAGAUGAACCGGGCGAUUGAUACUGCAAAGAUUCGCCCCGUGGUCGACUCUAACCUCUUUUCUUUUGAGGACAUCAAGAAGGCUUACCAGUACCAGUGGGAGAGCAAGCACUUUGGAAAGGUUGUUAUCCAGGUUGGAAACUGA